Neocloeon triangulifer is the source of this 2524-nucleotide messenger RNA. RefSeq lists its product as uncharacterized. The coding region runs from base 386 to 2113 and encodes 575 amino acids. The record is from RefSeq and is a predicted model, not a curated record. The transcript is spliced from 6 exons. NCBI's taxonomy places the organism in Eukaryota, Metazoa, Arthropoda, Insecta, Ephemeroptera, Baetidae.
UCCUUGGAUUCCUUGGAAGAAGGAAAAUGGCGAGAAAGGUGAAAAUUUUCAUGAAUCGCCACCGUAUCUCAUCGAAUUGAGGCGAAUGGGGAAUUUUCUCGUUCAGCCGACCACUUGGAAGAGGCGCCGCACUCAUAAACUGGUCCCAGCCCAUUUCAGCCGUUUGAGUGUGUCGGUGUCGGUCGGCUCAUGCGCUAUUGAGUGGUGAGGGCGAGGGGCCGAGGGCUUGCGACGCUCACUAAAUACAAAACCAGACAAGUCGCUGCACGUCUCAUCUCAUUCGAGACGCGGCUUUCUUCUGUGAUAGACUCGAUCUUUCCGUGGGUCUCACACAAUUUUGCGUCGUGUCUAUUUGCUAGCAAAUUUAGUAGUUGACUUGGCCAAAAUGGAAGGCAAUGAUGCUGAACUGAUGAGGCGAGCCAGGAUUCUGCAGUCGAGAAGAAAUUUGGACACUCUGCAAAACUUGUGCAUCAAGAUGAUUCCUAAGAAGUUGGAAUACUUUUCCACAACCGCUGGCAUCGAUCAGCUCCAGAAAUUGAAAAUGAUUGUGUCGUGUGAUGACCAAAUAGCUGGAGGCCAAACACACCCAAAAAUCAAGAUCCUCUCUCACCUGUUUUCUCAACAGUCUGCUCUUGAUGUCCACAAUUACCAAAAUCAUCACAGCUUUCCCAAAGGCCUUGAUGAAGUUACCAAAGGCCUCAUUUUUGAUGAACUGGAUUUGUUCGACAUGACAAUUUGCACUGCAGCUGCAAAUCACGAAGCUCCAACAAGAAGGGAGAAAACCAAGGAAAUCUUCAAACUUCUGGCCAGCAAAUGCCCUGCAAAGAUCAAAUUCCUCAACAGUUGUGAAACCUUUCACACUGAGGCUAGAGAAGAGAGCUCAAGGACAGCAGUCAACCCAAUUCUUGUGAUGAUCAUAAAUAUGAGAAGGAAACUUCCUCCACCUGAAAUUCCUAUCGGCAUGAAGAGGCAGCUAAAAUUGAUGGAAAAUCUUCAAUGCCUUCAAAUCCCAGAUUUCAGCUUUACUGAUGGGGACCUGAAAAUUAUUUCCAAACUGAAGCUGCUGCAGACUUUGGGAUUGAUGUUGAAGGAUGUCACUGCUCCUGGCAUUGAGUUUCUAACUGAAAAUCUUCUGCUGUUGAAGAUUUUCGAGUUUUCUGCCAGGGGCUCCAAGCUUCUCGCUGGGGAUGUUGCAGCUUUGCUUUUCAAAGUAAAGCCUUCCUUGAAGGUGGUUGCUUGCAGAGCUGAUCUGCAAUAUUUCGGCGUUGAACUGCCAAUCCCAACUGAUCUGAAAACCCCUAUCGAACUGGAGCACUUCACCACUUCGGAGUACGUGAUGGGAAAUAGAUUGGCGAAGGUGAUGCCAAAUUUGACGCAUUUGAAGCUGCUCUCCCCAAAUGUUCGCAAGAAUGGUCCAAAUUUGAAAGGACUGAAAAAUCUCUCAUCUGUCAUCCUCGACCAAUUUUCUCCAAAGUGCCUGAAAGCUGUCCUCAACUCUGUGGGCUCUCAACUGACUCAACUCAUUCUGACCCAAGAUGGAGUGGUCGAACAGAUAAAAGUUGAUCUUCAUCAGUUCAUCAUGUCAUGCCCUGCUUUGGAGACCCUUGUUCUUUACUUUGACAUCCAUCUAGCUGCCAAACCCUUGUUGACCUCCAAAGGAGCUCCGCAUGCACUUUGCUUGAAGAAACUGGACCUGCACCACCUUCUGAGUGUGCCCGAGCACAUCCUCACUCCUGUUCUCCGAGCCCCGAUGCUGGAAUACGUCUCUCUGACGGAAAUCAUGGUGCCAGAGAGUGACUGCUGCGCUAUCACCAGCCUCGUCAAUGAGAGAAAAAUUCUGCAGAAUUUGAGAUUCCUGGAAAUUGAAGCUGGCGGUGAUGAACUUGGUGAAAUUACCGAUCGAGAAGAUUUUGAAGACUACACUGAAACACUGGCCUUCAUGCUCAAAACCAUCGUAUCCAGCUGCCCCAAAUUGGCACGGGUCAGGUAUGACUACCCUGAAUGGCACAAUGAUGAUGAAAUGACUGAUGAGAGUAUUAAUAGAGAACUGACCCCUUUUAUCAAUUUGGUCAACUCCGACCAAGUUGGUGAGGCUUACUUCACUCCUGUGUAAAUAAAGGUGACCAACACAGAGUAAUUUUUGCCAUCCUUUCGAAAUUUUAUUCCUCGUGAAUUGAAAGGAUAGGAAUUCUAUUUUUUCUGAUAACAGUCUUGACAAUUGCUUAAUAUAUUUUUAUAUUUUACCCCAUAUAGAAAAAAAAAUAAUUUCCCCGAGUAUGUUGUGAAAUCACUAAGGUGAUAAUUUUUCAAAAGUUAUAUUUCUCUCAAUUUGUAUUUGUUUGUAUUUGACACAAUUGUUUGGAAUAAAUAAUCAUUCUUGUCAAUACAAAAUAUUGUUCGAAGGAAUUUAAGUAUACAAACAAAAAGCAUUGCUUGCCGAAAUACUGAAUCUUUAAUCCCUCUCUAAUUAUCUGUCUUGAAUAUUGUAGUUGUUGAGAAGGUAAUAAAUAUUUAAUUUAAUAAG